AUGUUGAGAGCUUCGCCGUCCAUUCCACUGCAGCGUACGUCGCAACAGCUCGGCCAUCGGACUCAUCGACGCUUGCCAUCGCCCCGCAUCAACCGACUCCAUCUUGCGGUCCAAGCCGACUUUCUUCGUAGCCCUGUACCUGUGCAAUCACACCGGCGACCCAUCAUGACAGCCCCUAUCCCACUCAUUAUCGACACAGAUCCAGGCGUCGACGACGUGCUCGCUAUCCUGCUGGCGCUCGCUUCUCCCGACGAGGUGUCGGUCAAGGCGCUCACGCUGACGUUUGGCAACACCACGCUCGACCAUGCCUACGCCAACGUGCUGCGCACCGGAGCCACCUUGCACCGACAUCUUGCCGAUCCCUCGACGCCGGACGCAGUCAAGGCGCGCUACCGCAGCUUUCACGCCGAUGCCGAACCCAUCGUGGUGGCUUCGGGCUCGACCCAGCCGCUCGAGGGCAAGAUGUUUACUGCCUCCUACUUUCACGGCCGCGACGGCCUCUCUGGCGUCCACUGGCUUCCGAACGACCCGUUCCCAGUGCCAGAAAAGGCACCCGCACCCCUCUCGCCAACGGACAAGCAUGCGACCGACGUCAUCCUGGAUGUGAUUCGUGCUCAUCUUCCGCACACGGUGCGCAUCGCCGCGCUCGGUCCGCUAACCAACCUGGCUGCUGCUUUCCGCAAGGAUCCCUACACCUUCGCCAAGGUGGGUGCAAUCACAGUGAUGGGCGGUGCCUUUGACGUUCCGGGCAACACCUCGCCUGUCGCCGAAUUCAACUGGUACGCAGACCCGUACUCGGUGCGAGUGCUGAUCGACGAAGCACCACGCCACGCUGCGCUCGGUGGCAAGCGCCUGCCGAUCCAGGUCCUGGGCCUCGACAUCACCUCCCACCACACUGUGCCGUAUUCACGGUUAGUCAAGGCGACCUACGAGACGCCUAGCGACGUGCCUGAAGGUGCCAGUCAUCUCGAGCGAUUCGUCGGCACUUUCCUCACCCAUCCUAGGGCGUUCACCAACAACAUGGUUGCCCCCGAGGAGUUUCACCCGGACAAGCACGAUCUCUUCCAGGCGCACGAUCCGCUUGCCGUAGCCCAUGCCAUCUUCUGUCCAAUGCCCGGCGCCGACUCUGCGGCGCAGACGAAUCAUGGAUGGAAGCAUUCCGAGCGUCGCUUCCAAAUCGAGACCUCGGGCGAGCUGACGCGCGGCUUCUGUGUCGUGGACCGAAGAUUCGUUGGCGCGAACAGCAGCAGGAAAGCGGGACACAACCGUGCAGAGGAUGCGGAUGAGGGCAUCAACGGACUUCACGUCAUCGAGAACCCCGACAUCCCCGUGCACAAGUUGGCCCAACCGGACAAGCCGGUGACGAGCAACGAGCCAGAGGUAGGCUUGGUCGACGAAGUCACAGAAACGCCAGGCACACAAUGGUUUGCGCAGAUGUUCCUCGAGCGGAUCGGGGUCCUCGCCGAUGCGUCAGAACGCGUCCGGCUCGGGAGAGAGCCUGAAAAAGCCGUUCCUACAUUCUCCGAGCCGGGUCCCCAGCGAUACCUCGAAAGGCAUCCACCUCGCAACACCAUCCUCCUGCGAACCACAUCCUUCAGCGACUUUUCAGCCAUGUCCGACGACUCUUUCAUCCAUGCUUGUGCCGGUGGUGUUGGUGGCAUGGUCGCCAUGACCGCCACCUAUCCGCUCGUCGGCAUCUCGACGCGUGCGGCCGUCGAGUCUUCCAAGAACCCCGAGGAGCCCAUGGUCAAGGCUGCCCUCAAGAUCCUCCAGCAGGAGGGCGUCUCGGGCCUGUAUGCCGGCCUCAGCUCCAGUCUCAUCGGCAUCGGUGUCACCAACUUCGUCUACUACUUUUUCUUCGAAAAGUGCCGAGAGAGCAUCCUCAAGUCCAAGGCCAAGGUUGCCGCGGCUGCCGCUACGUCUGCCACGGCCACGAUUGUCAACGGCGGUGCUCUGACCACCUUUGAGUCCAUCCUUGCCGGUCUCAUCGCAGGCACCGCCACGACUGUUUCGACGAACCCCAUCUGGAUCGUCAACACGCGCCAGACGGUUCGCGUCGGCUCGGCGGAUCCCAAGGCGGACCCCAAGGCGGCGGCGGCGGCGGUGAAGCGUCUGGGCUUCCUGCAGACCAUGCAGAAGAUCGUCCGCGAGGAGGGCCCUCUGGCGCUCUGGAAGGGUCUUGGCCCGGCGUUGGUGCUCGUCAUCAACCCCGUGCUCCAGUACACCGCCUUUGAGCAGCUCAAGAACUGGGUGGUCAAGUCGCGCCUCGCGCGCGCCAACGGCGGCAAGGUCUCGCUGUCCGACUGGGACUUUUUCUGGCUCGGCGCCCUCUCCAAGCUCUUUGCCACCGGUCUCACCUAUCCGCAGAUCGUGAUCAAGAGCAGGCAGCACGCCGGCGCCAGCAAGGGCGCAAGCACCAACAUCUGGACCGCCAUGACCGAGAUCGUCCAGCGCGAGGGCAUCGCCGGCCUCUACCGAGGCAUCGCCUCCAAGCUCCUCCAGUCCGUCCUCACCGCAGCCAUCCUCUUCGCCAGCAAGGAGCGCGUGUUCAACAUUACCAAGGCCCUCAUUGCACCCGUCGCCGCGGCCGCCCCGGUCAAGAACUAG
Molecule: messenger RNA, 2607 nt
Organism: Moesziomyces aphidis
Lineage: Eukaryota; Fungi; Basidiomycota; Ustilaginomycetes; Ustilaginales; Ustilaginaceae
Source: the annotation of a GenBank genome assembly